Molecule: messenger RNA, 1521 nt
Organism: Colias croceus (clouded yellow)
Lineage: Eukaryota; Metazoa; Arthropoda; Insecta; Lepidoptera; Pieridae
Product: zinc finger protein 277-like
Exons: 2
Coding region: 97-1395 (432 amino acids)
Source: RefSeq, a predicted model, not a curated record
UGUCGCAUGUGGCGAUUAGUAAUUAUUCUAUUUCUUGAAAUUUCCUUCAUCUUUUACUAAAAAUACAGUAAUAAUCCAAUAUUGAGACUUACUAUAAUGUCUUCAAGCGAUAAGGAAUUUUUUGGGCCGCUUACAUUGCACCAAAACGUGCAGAAACCCAGUAUUUUCAAGAGUGAUGAUAUUGUUGAAGGUGCUUGCCCUUUGUGUGAUAAAAACUACAAUUUACCCGCUGCAGAGAAGGAUUUACUAACACAUCUGUUCAUGGAACACCGCCUAGUUAUCGCCGAUGUUAACCAAAUAGCUGAUUUACCUGCAUAUAUAAAGUAUUGGAAGUCAAGAUUCAAAGAACAAUCUCUGCCAUAUUUUUGCACAACAAUGCUGCUAGACAAAAAACCAGAUGGAACAAAGUCAAAAGAUGAGGAGUACUUCCUCUUAAGUGAUGUUCUACCAGAAGACAAAGAACUCAGAUCUAAUUUACGCCAAACAAAACUUGAAAAACUGUUAGAAAGACAUGCAUUCGAAAGAGAAGAUAAAAAUUAUUCAAAAGAAUGCUUAUUUUGCAGAUAUGUAUCUAUCGGUACAAGAGCAAGUUAUCUCAAUCAUUUAUUUGAAAAACACAAUUUCCACAUUGCUAAACCAGACAAUCUUAUAUUCAUAGAUGACCUCGUUGAAUUUCUUGCAUUAAAGUUAGAAAAACUACAAUGCAUAUAUUGUGAAGGCUUGUUUAAAGAUCGGACUAUACUUAAGGAACACAUGCGGAAGAAAGGUCACAAGCGAAUCAAUCCAAGCAAUAAGGAUUAUGAUAAAUACUUUCUAGUCAAUUAUGUAGGUGAUAAACCACCAACAUACAAACAUAGGCUUACACAUACACAAAAACCGAAUACACAGAAAAGUUUAGAUGUUGACAAUGAUUCAAAUGCGGAUAGUGAUCCUGAUUGGUCAGAAUGGACAGAAGAAAAUGGUCCCGUAAUAACGUGCCUUCUCUGCGACCACACUGAAACAGAAUAUGAGGUUAUACUUGAUCACAUGGAACGAUUACACGAGUUUUCCUUCACAAAAACAACGGUUGGCAUGGACUUCUACCACAAAGUCAAAAUAGUCAAUUACAUUCGACGUCAGAUACAUUUGAAACAGUGUUUAUCGUGUGACACUAAGUUUGAUGAUCGGAAGAACUUAGAAAAACACAUAAAAGAGACAAAUCACUGGGUUUUAAGGAAGGAGAAGUGGGAUCAGCCGGAAUAUUAUUUUCCUACGUAUGAAGACGAUUUGUUUCUCUGUUUUAUACACGAUGAGGAUGAAAGUUGGUGGUCCAGUGAUGAGAAAGACGUUGAAAAUCAGAAUAGCAUGUCGGAUAAUAUAUCUAAAGAGAUGGCAAUGGCUGUGCUAAAUGAUUAGGAAUUUUUUUAUGUAUGGAGGAUUUAUGAACUCUAGUUGAAUUUUAUAAAAUAAUAAUAAUAAAUAAAUAGGUAAAUAUAAACACAUGUAAUGUGAAUUGUAACCAAUUUUUAAGACAUAAUAUGU